CCGCGCGACGUGUACGAGGACGAGCUGGUGCCGGUGUUCGAGGCCGUGGGCCGCAUCUACGAGCUGCGCCUCAUGAUGGACUUCGACGGCAAGAACCGCGGCUACGCCUUCGUCAUGUACGGCCACAAGCACGAGGCCAAGCGCGCCGUGCGCGAGCUCAACAACCACGAGAUCCGCCCGGGCCGCCUGCUGGGCGUGUGCGGCAGCGUGGACAACUGCCGCCUGUUCAUCGGCGGCAUCCCCAAGACCAAGAAGCGCGAGGAGAUCCUGGACGAGAUCGCCAAGGUCACGGACGGCGUGCUGGACGUCAUCGUCUACGCCAGCGCGGCCGACAAGAUGAAGAACCGCGGCUUCGCCUUCGUGGAGUACGAGAGCCACCGCGCCGCGGCCAUGGCGCGCCGCAAGCUCAUGCCCGGCCGCAUCCAGCUCUGGGGCCACCAGAUCGCCGUGGACUGGGCGGAGCCCGAGAUCGACGUGGACGAGGACGUGAUGGAGACCGUGAAGAUCCUGUACGUGCGCAACCUCAUGAUCGAGACCACCGAGGACGCCAUCCGCCAGCGCUUCGGCCAGUUCAACCCCGGCUGCGUGGAGCGCGUCAAGAAGAUCCGCGACUACGCCUUCGUGCACUUCGCCAGCCGCGAGGACGCCGUGCGCGCCAUGCACAGCCUCUGCUGGGCCAGGAUUGAGCCUAGCAGAGGCAUCUGUACUAGCCCCCUAAAGAACAAGGCAAUAGCCACCUGCAACUUGGACUCGGGGCAGACGUGCAGCAUUAGAGGCCGAGGGCGCGGAGCGGCCGGCAACAGAGCCCCGGGGCCCAGGGGCUCCUACCUCGGGGGGUACUCUGCUGGCCGCGGCAUAUACAGCCGAUAUCAUGAAGGGAAAGGAAAGCCGCAGGAGAAAGGAUAUGAGCUUGUGCCGAACUUGGAGAUCUCCACCGUCAAUCCGGUUGCCAUUAAGCCCGGGGCAGUCGCCAUCCCUGCCAUCGGGGCCCAGUACUCCAUGUUUCCAGCGGCCCCAGCCCCUAAGAUGAUCGAAGAAGGCAAAAUCCACACCAUGGAACACAUGAUCAGCCCCAUCGCGGUGCAGCCAGACCCCGCCAGUGCUGCAGCCGCCGCCGCCGCAGCCGCCGCCGCCGCUGCUGUCAUUCCUGCUGUGUCGACGCCACCCCCGUUCCAGGGCCGCCCAAUCACUCCAGUGUACACGGUGGCCCCGAAUGUUCAGAGAAUCCCCGCGACCGGGAUCUACGGUGCCAGUUACGUGCCAUUCGCUGCUCCGGCCACUGCCACCAUCGCCACACUACAGAAGAACGUGUAUGGGGGCUACGCCGGCUACAUACCUCAGGCCUUCCCCGCUGCCACAAUCCACGUCCCCGUCCCCGACAUCUACCAGACGUACUGA
Molecule: messenger RNA, 1398 nt
Organism: Carlito syrichta (Philippine tarsier)
Lineage: Eukaryota; Metazoa; Chordata; Mammalia; Primates; Tarsiidae
Gene: RBM47
Product: RNA binding motif protein 47
Exons: 5
Cellular component (GO): nucleus
Molecular function (GO): mRNA binding
Source: RefSeq, a predicted model, not a curated record